AUCUUUAUGUGUCGUGGAAGGGGGGAGGAUCGUGGCAAGGGGUGGGUUGGAGGAAGAACUUGCACCACUGCGAUACCCAUGUGAUUCGGAAUCCCAUCAAACAAGUUUUAACGAGGGCAGAACACUCUUCGCUAAGUAGGCUCAGGUUCAGACACUUACUGGCUCACGUAUGGCAAUUUAUCCCCUGAGGUAGGUGGGUGGGGAUGCCGUCAUGGGUAUGCAAUAGGAGAAUUCGCCCUUGACUAUAAUCACUGAAGCGCUGGCCUUCAGGAGAACGAUGACUGAGCACCUUAGAUGUCACGUGGUGCGAGCAAUGUGAUGCGCGAUUUCGCCUCCUUGUAACUGGCGUCGUGUGCUUAUUCUCACCAAAAUAAUCCGAUCCGCAAAAUAAGUCAAUUUAAAAACCCAAAGAAGAAAACAACAACAAAAACAAAUUUGAGGUUGUUUUGCUUUAUUAAUUACGAAGAUGAAGGACAGCGUUCGGAUCCAGAAAGAGCAUGACAUGACUACAUAGUUCUGAGUUAUGAAUGAAGAAAUAAUGUCAACAUACCGAGAGUCGUCUUUGUGAUCCAAGAGUGUAUGUCACAUCCUAGAGUUCACAUCAGUGAUGGACAACGCUCUCGGCAUUGGAGACAUCGUCUGCCUUUAUUCAGAGGAGACCCUGGGUUUCGUAUACUCAACCCAAACAAGUUCAUAUCACAAUGGUCUGGCUGUGGGGUCCAGAGAAGACAGACGUCGGCCGAGUGUUGCUGACCAAUACACCAUUGCAUUCGAGAUCUGCACACCCAAUAGAUACAAACUCAGCAAGCAGUACCGAAAGCUGAAGACACAGCUUCUAACGGACCCUGACAACAGUCGUCUGAAAAAUGCAGCCUCUCACUCAAAGAUGGCGGCAGAAUCCGAAAAAGAAGACAACGAAAUGGAACAGAAGAAAAACCAGGGGAAAAAAGUUCUGUAUGGACAAAUUGUGCAGCUGCGGCAUUUGUUCACAAACAAGUACAUUCACAUCAGCACAACGAAGACAUCUUACAGAGAGGGUAACAACAUGGCUGUGGAACUUCAUUCCCAUAAUUCCAAGCAAGCUUAUUUCCGGAUCAUGCCCAGGUACAAAGUCAAGGCAGAGGGAGACACAGUACAAGCGGAGGAUCAUGUUGUUCUGGAAAGUAUCAAGUCGCAGGGCCAGUUCCUCCAUGUCAGCCGCAUGCAGCUUGGCUCUCAGUCUGUCUACUCCCACAGCUUUGAACUCAACUUGUCUGUACUGCAGUCAGGAUUUACACUGUACCGGAAAUACAAGCCAUCUUCUGACGACAGCCUGAAAGUUAAGGCAGGUGACCCGAUACGGUUCUUCCACAAGGAGAUGGAGGCGUAUCUGGUGGCUGAAGGUCUGUUUGAUGACGAACUUACUGAGGAUGUUCAUCUGCGUUUGCGCCCUGUUGACCAGAGCAACCCAAGGACGAGAGUACCCAGCAGCUCAGCGAUCACCUACUGGCAGGUGGAACUGCAAGAGGGACCUGUGGCAGGUGGCGUGUUGAAGUGGGAGCAACAGUGUCGAAUUAUUCACAUGUGCACCAGACGAUACCUUGCGGUCAACAGGAGAGGGGAAGUCACUCUAGAAGCAGACGGUAGAAACCCUUCCACCGUUUUCCGCUUGCACGCUGUCACCAAGGAGACUGAUGACGUUUUGUUCGAAAGCUACGCGCGCAUCAAACACGUUGUCACGGGCUCCUGGCUGCACGCGCUGACAGAUGAGUAUGUUCGCCGGCAGGGUGUGCAGGUCACUGACGACCCGAACUCCAUGGCAGGGCUGCAGUACACCACAGCUCACCUGAAAAAGGUGACGGCUUUCGAUGAGAAACACUACGACGACGCCUUCACCAUCCAGCAUGUCGACUCCAGGCUGGUGGACAUCUUUCACUACAUGGCUGGCAUGGUGCCUUUCUUGCAGAAGCUGGUCAGAGAUAAGCAGCUCGGUGAUGUGCUCAAUGCCAAAGUUGCAUAUACAGCUAUUGCAUCAAUGAAAGAAAUGAAAGACUUCAUGAUUGACCAGAAUGUCGCCAGCAAGGAUCGCCAGAAGCUCCUGAGAAACCUCAGGGUGGUGGAGCUGCUGGUGUCCCUAUUGCAGGUACCCUACAUCGACACCCCAGAUCAACAGUACCUGACCAACAUAUUUGUGGAAGCCUACAAUGUGCUGUGUACUCAGCUCAUCGGCAACAGCCGCAAGAACGAACUGUACAUCGCCAAACACAUCGACGUCUUCCUCACUCAGUUUGAAUACAAGGCGAUUGGAGUCUACGCAGCGCAGAUGGUCAUGGAGCUGAUUCGCGAUAACCGGAAGAUCCUGGAUCGUAUCUCGCAUGCUCACAUCGACACGUUCGUGGGUUUUCUUCAGCGAGAGAAGAACUACCGGUACCUGGAGCUUCUGAGCGUGCUGUGCAUCUGCGAUGGUGUCUCCAUCGUCGACAACCAGAACUACAUCACACGGACGUGGCUGGCCAGAGGUAGCAAGGACUGCGUGUAUCUGACGGAGUUUGGAGACAAGAUUGGACUGUCUCCUGAUGUCGUCUUUGUUUCCAUGGACAAUGGAAGAAACUGGCAGGAACUCCGAACGUUCGCACAUGGUCGCUCUCAUGAAGACGAGGAUUAUCUAUUCUUGGAGAAGCAGCUGGAACUGUUUGGAAUGUUGUGUCACGGCCAAAACGAGUUCGCUAUCAAGGUGAUCACCCAGGACCUGAGCUACCUCAGCUGGAAGGAGGCAUUCACCUGCCUGGCGGACACACAUCUUCCUGAGAGACUGCGUUCGAAAUACUGCGACCUCAUUAUCACUCUCUUUGUGGAUGUCACCGAAGGUGUCUCUGCGAUGGAUCGAGUGCAGUUAUCCUAUGUUUACUCAGACAUCACAGCACGCGAGCAGCAGCAGCAAGAUGACAAUGACAACGACGAAGAGGAUGACAAGGGCAGGUCACUCAAGUCUCAGUACUUCCGGCCUCUUCGCGACUGGAUCUCGACUUUCCUGGUCUCCAACGAUGACAUGACGGCUUCACUGGUCGGCAACAACAUGCUCGUGCAACAGGUUCUGCGCCUCGUGCUGUGCUUAGUCAGGCGAGGCUGCUUCGCGAAGCCACGUGACCUGGACAUGCUGCUCAAGCCGCUUAUGGGGCUACUGGACGGACGUAACGACAGGCCCUACCCUAGGGCUGAUGAUGACGUCCUGGAGCGUUACCGCAGUACAGGAAGAUUUCAGAAAAAUGUGGAAACAAAAUUCAUCGUGGAUGCAAAACUACAGGCACUUGAGGUGCUGGAGCUGCUGUUCAACUACACCUUCAAUCUGCGGAUGAUUAAAUUCAUGAGGCUGUUCAGAGAGGUGUCGGAACAAAAGGUGGCAGUGAGGUUGCAUUCAGGCCACCAGCACACUCCUUCUGUCCAUCCCUUUCUGGAAAAGACUUUUGUUGUGAAAGGAAAUCAAGGAAUCUGCCAGGCAGCUGUGAAGCAGCUUCAAGACAUAUUUGAUCAGACUGACAUGUUUGUUGACUGUGAAAUCGUCGACACCUUGCUGGAUCUGGCGCACUAUGACUACGAUGAGAUGGUGUCCAAGUCCUUGCACCUGCUCAACAGAUAUUUCUCCGCCUAUCGGGCUCUCUUCAACUGCACCAUUCAAGCACAGGUUUUACUUACAGACAGUUCGGUUCAAGUCAGUAGGCAGCUUGAGAAGCUGAUGCCCAGUUUUCGCCGCUUGUCAACAGCAAAACUCAGCAGGGACAAGGCAGAGGAACUUGUCAGCAUUCUCAACCACUUGAUCAGCAUGUGUCACUUGGAAGGAGAGAUGGACGAACCCCAUGCCAUAAACCAGAAUAUCCUGUACAAUAAUGGAGUUCUUGAAGACGCAUUUACAAUUUUGAACCAGAACACUGAUGUGGAACAGCUGGGUGAGCAUGAUGAGUUCCACCUGGUGAUUCAGAAGACCCUCACACUUCUUCGCUUUCUGGCGAGAGGAAACAGGACCAUCCAAAGCCGACUGUUUGAUCGCAUGAACCUCCUCCUGUCCACAGAGGGAUUGUGGGCGGAGUCAGCUCAGUGCUUGACUGAGGUGUUUGCGGGUAACACAGACGCCUGCACAAAAGUGACCAGUCAGCAGAUUCACAGGGUCGUGACCCUGGCUGCUCAGCACCGUGACCACGCCCCCCAGCUGCUGGACCUGCUGGCGUCCGUCGUCAAAGUGCAGGAGCUGCAGCUGCCAGUCAAGCGGAACCAGGGCCUCGUGAUGACGUACUUCCUGCAGUAUCGCGCAGACCUCGCGGCCAUCUUGGACCAGCCGCCAGAUGUCAGGGAAUCAAUUCUAACAUCACAAGAUUCAAAGCAACUUCAUUACUUUCUUGCGAUGGUGGAUCUGUUGGCGAGUUGUGCCGAGGGAGAUAACCAGUACAUCGCCUCCAUCUGCCAGACGAUUUUCAGCAUCCCCGAGCUUCUGAGGGUGCUGAACAACCCCGCAAUCAGGAACAGUUCCAAGCGACCUUUCCUGAGGUUCCUGCUGUGUGUCUACCUGAGUUCAGCGGGGGGCGCGGUUGAGAGCGGAGCGGGGGAUUUCUCUCAAGACAGGCGGCUGUGGCAGUACCUGGAAGCUGUCACGAUUGAGCUUCGACGAGUGACUAGCGUGGUUUCAGCCUCACCUCACCUGGCGGCACGACUCCUGAGAAGACCUGGAGGAAGAUGCGAAACAACAUCGCUACCCGAGGAGGAACUCUGGGGUACAUUGGAUUAUGUCUUCAGCGCUGUCAUGCCUUUUCUUCAGGUCUUCUGUCGCACCUACUACCGACCUGAUCCUGAAGGUUUCCCAGAGGGACACAGGAAACUCUCGUCACUGACUUUGACCUUUGAGAGACAACAUUAUUCUUCUUUUGUCUUUUCUUCUGAAGAGUUUCGCCGAAAGUGUGGGACCCUGGUUACCAUGGAAGCACACCUGAAAAAUCUUAUUUCAACCUUGACAUUCCUCGUCUCCGCAUCGAAGGCUGUUCCAGUUUCUAAAUUAAGAGCUUUAUUCCAACGGUUUGUGAAGACACCUGACACACAAGAUGUCGCCAGUGACGCAGUCAAGGCUUACAGACGGUUAUACAAGGAGGAAGAAGAACUGAACACCAACCUGAAAACAUUCGCAGUGAACAUGCAGGCGGCGUAUGGCGGACUGAACACAGUGCGGGUACAGACCGGGUACCCCAGCGACAACAGUUACUCGGAGGUAGGGGGAGAUGAGGAGCUGCCGCUGGGCCAGGAGUUCCAGGACCACCUCAAGGUGUUUGUGGAGGACCGAGUGGCUGACGGCGGUCUGCACUACUCCAGAGCUGGCAGGCUUGUCAGACAGCUGCAGAUCAUGCACAGUACCAAAGGUAUGUCAGAAGAUCAGAAGAAAGACCAGCUGGACUUGGACAUGAAGUGUCUCCAGCUACUCAGGGGCCUCAUCCACACCUUCAUCGUGCGCUUGCCACCAGGGUGGGAGCACAGUCCGGAGGAAAACGCCAAACACUUGAGAGCAAUCAGCAAUGCACAGACAUCACUCGUUUCCCAUGGGGUGGUCACUAGUGUGCUGGGUCACCUCGGGCGGCCGGAGGACUGCAUCGUGCGGGAGGUACUCGCAUUCCUCGCAGCUUUGUUAUUCAACGGCAACGAAGAUGUGCAACCUGGCUUUCAUCUGACCAUGCUGCCCCUGAGGAAAGCUCAUGGAGGUCUUGGAGACAUGUCUAUUCCUACGGGUGGCACCAAAGCUCCACCCUGGGUCAGCAAGGUGGCGCUGCCUGCUCCACCCAGUCAUGCACUCGUGGGUCGAGAGACUCGUUUGCAAGCAAAAUCGCACACAGGUGCUGCUGUCACGUGGUCGCAACAUCAACAAGAGCUGCCUCAAGUCCUGAUGUCGACUGGUAUUGAAGCUGACUUUCAGUUUAAAGACGAGGGCUACAUAGAGCUGGUGCUAAGGGUCUUGGGUCUCAUGUGUGACAACCAGUACAGGGACCUGCAGGAUUAUCUCCGGGAGCAGCCUGGCAACAUCAACACCAUCAACCUGGUGGCCGAAACAACCAUCUAUCUCAACGUCAUCUACGUCAGCAUCGACGAUAAGAGCGCCCCCCUCGUCACACAACUCAUCAACACGCUGGUGGAGUUCUCGUCCGGAAGCUUCCAGAACCAAGCCAUUGUGCUUGAAAACAAGAUUUGCGAAUAUCUGAACUACAUCCUGCGCCUCACGGACUUUAAGAACUGUACCAUGGAUCAGGUAUAUGAUUUAAAAAUGUCUAUCGCUGUCUUGAUUCGGUCUCUGACGGAAGAAAACCCACCGCGACAGGAUGAAUCCUCGGAUCAGACAAGUUCAACAAUCAAGAGGACAACUCACAUGGAGGUGUUGCAGAGCAUGGACGGUGGUGUACUACUGGCCGCAAUGUCACAGGCAUACCAGGACUGUAAUAGAAAGGGUCACGAGGCAGAGAUACAAGAGACGGGCUUUGCCUAUUUCCACAUUCUUUGCCGGAAGAUGGAUCUUGACCACAGGUGCACUAAAGAAGGUCUGGUCAAAACUUCAGAAGAUGCUGCUGCAUGGGAAUUCUUUGCCAGCAAUACUUUGUCCAUUGAAAUUGUAAAGAAUGAUGUGCUACAAAAAGUUUACUUCCAGGUUAAAGACAAGAACGUUCUGCGACAAGAGAUCAAAGAGAAGUUCAAGUACGACGUCGAUCGCUCGUCUCCUAGCAACAAACUCCGCGAGUUCAUGGACUGGUCGGUGGACAUCAUCAACGACAUCAAAUACCAACGACGGAUCCACGCCAACCCCCUGGCGCGCCUUCUUAUCCAGAUGAAGUGGUGGUGGAAUGCUACGGUGUUGCUGUUGUCGCUGGCCCUGUGUCUUAUCGUCUUCAUCACCUGGAAGGCUCCAGAGAGUUCUGCAGACCCAACCCCGGACAUGUCUGAUUGGCCAGGAGCGCAGUACCUCAUCUACAUAUUGGGAGCGGCACAUAUUCUAUUGUCCCUGUUGGUUGUCGGGAGCUACUUCUUGUCAAACAAACCAACAUUUCCUCACCUGGCUGACAUCAUACCCAGUCUCUCAAACCGAGACUCCGGAAAACCAAAAGUUUUGUCAGGACCUGCUGGCAACACAAAGACACCCGAUAUAAAACGAAAAUCUUACCUGGAGGUUAAAUUCUUCAGUUUUAUGACCUUCUACUAUCUGGCGUUCCUCGCGUGUUCCGUCCUCGGCACGGUCUUCUACGCCUACUUCUUCUCCUUUCAUCUGCUGCACGUGGUGCUGAUGAACCAGAUGCUAAGCAGAGUCAUCCAGGCCGUUACCCGCAACGGCUUGUCGCUGGUUCUGGUGGCUAUUUUGGGCCUCGUUUUCAUCUUCAUGUUUUCGCUCGUCUCCUUUGCGUUCCUUCGCGACUUGCUGGACGAUGGCAACGGCAGGCAGUGCCGCACAGCAUACGAGUGCUUCGUCACAGUCUUGCACCACGGACUUGUGGCGGGCAUGUACACAACAUUUGAGCAGCAGCUGACCGGUCUCAGCUUCCCACACACCCUCGCAGUCGCAACGUUUGAUGUUGUCUUCUUCAUUAUCAUCAGCACCAUUGGCCUCAACAUGAUCUUCGGCAUCAUCGUUGAUACGUUUGCUGAGCUGAGGGAUGCAAAGUGGCAGACGGACCAAGACAUGCAGAAUCGCUGCUUUAUCUGCAGUUGUGAGAGUUACGACUUCGAGCGACAGGCGGUGGGAUUUGAGAAACACGUGAAGGAAGAACACAACCAAUGGGCAUACCUGUUCUUUUUUAUUCACCUGGACGAAACGCAUCCUAAUGAUUAUUCCGCCUUGGAGCUGCAUGUAUAUCGACUGUGGAAAAAGAGGAGUAGCGACUUUUUCCCCUUGAAUCGUGCGAUGAGCCUCAAGACGGAGGAGGACAGUCACAAGGGGAAGCUGGAGGCCCUGAUGACACAAGUCGAGUUUUUGGUCGGCAAGAUCAAAGAAGAGGAAACGGCCAAAGCAAAACAAAAGGAAAAGAAGAGACAGAAGGAAUGGAAGUCGAAGCAUAAAAUGGAAUCGGGUGAAUAGAUAGACACAAAGACGCAGUUUAUUACUUCCUGUUUUUCAUCACUUGCUGUGAAGAUAGAAGAAAGAAACAUUGAUGUGAUGAAAUGAGAAGAAUGAAUACAGGGAUCAAAUUCAGAGACUUUUGACAAGUGCAAACAAAUUGAUUAUCUUUCAGCUGUUGGAUAUUUUCUGGAAAAUUAUCUUCAGAUCCGAAUAAGAUUUGUGUCCAACUGAUGUUUCAUUAUUAUUGUGUUUGUAUCUUUUUUUUUCUUUCUAUAAAGUGCACCGGUAUUUUGAGAAGCUGCUGAUAUUCUAUUCUUUUGUAUUCUAGGAUUUUUAUGAAUUACCUCUGUAAUUAAAUUAAUUAACCGAAAGGAACGAUUAGCAAAGGCAGGAAGUACAGUUUGCUAUUUAUGAACGAACUUGUUGCCAUUCUUAGCGAAGAGGUUCUUGAAGAACUGUGAAAUUUUGUACAGAAAUCUUUACCGUUU
Pomacea canaliculata is the source of this 8538-nucleotide messenger RNA. RefSeq names its product inositol 1,4,5-trisphosphate receptor type 3-like. The transcript has 67 exons. Bases 608 to 8068 code for a protein of 2486 amino acids. Gene Ontology annotation, biological process: calcium ion transmembrane transport. Gene Ontology annotation, molecular function: inositol 1,4,5-trisphosphate-gated calcium channel activity; inositol 1,4,5 trisphosphate binding. Lineage: Eukaryota; Metazoa; Mollusca; Gastropoda; Architaenioglossa; Ampullariidae. Gene Ontology annotation, cellular component: endoplasmic reticulum; membrane. The record is from RefSeq and is a predicted model, not a curated record.